GGGGUCUGGAGGAUGGGGGCGGGAGGAACAACGGGCCGGUGAGGAGCAGCCGCCGCCGUCUCCGCCGGCGCUUCGGCAGCCGCCGCGGUGGUCGCCUCGGGCAGCGCCGCUCGUUCUCGGGCAGUCGCCUCCCAUCCCGACAUUCCGCCCGGGGGAGGCUGAGGCUGAAGCGCAGCCGGCGGCAGGGGGACGGUCCGACUCCGCAGCGGCGCGGGCGGCCGCAGUGAUACCCGGCCCCGGCCCCGCCGUCCGUCCUCUCCUUCGGCGCCCGCAGCCACGAUGAACCGGGGCGGCAGCAGCCCGUCGGCCGCCGCCAACUACCUGCUCUGUACCAACUGCCGGAAAGUGCUGCGGAAGGAUAAAAGAAUCAGAGUAUCUCAGCCCUUGACAAGAGGACCAAGUGCCUUUAUUCCAGAGAAGGAAGUUGUCCAAGCGAACACGGUGGAUGAGCGUACGAACUUUCUUGUGGAAGAGUACUCUACUUCCGGCCGCCUGGACAACAUCACGCAGGUCAUGAGUUUGCAUACUCAGUACCUGGAGUCUUUCCUGCGGAGCCAGUUCUAUAUGCUGCGCAUGGAUGGUCCCCUUCCUCUACCGCACAGGCACUACAUCGCGAUAAUGGCUGCAGCUAGACAUCAAUGUUCCUACCUAAUAAACAUGCACGUGGAUGAAUUUUUAAAGACAGGAGGGAUUGCUGAGUGGUUGAAUGGUUUGGAAUAUGUGCCGCAAAGACUGAAAAAUCUUAAUGAAAUUAACAAGCUGCUCGCACACAGACCCUGGCUGAUCACAAAAGAGCACAUUCAGAAACUUGUCAAAACUGGAGAAAAUAACUGGUCUCUGCCCGAGCUGGUACACGCUGUAGUCCUACUGGCACAUUAUCAUGCUUUGGCAAGCUUUGUUUUUGGUAGUGGCAUCAAUCCGGAGAGAGAUCCAGAAAUCUCCAAUGGAUUCAGGCUAAUAUCAGUCAACAAUUUCUGUGUUUGUGAUCUCGCCAACGAUAACAACAUAGAGAAUGCAUCCCUUACAGGCAACAACUUCGGGAUUGUCGAUUCCCUAAGUGAGCUAGAGGCCUUGAUGGACAGAAUGAAGAGACUUCGAGAAGAGAGGGAAGAUGAAGAGGCAUCUCAGGAAGAAAUGACCACUCGUUUUGAGAAGGAGAAGAAGGAAAGUCUUUUUGUGGUCUCUGGAGACACUUUUCACUCCUUUCCACAUUCAGAUUGCUCAUUAUUGUCCUCAGAUUUUGAAGAUGACAUGAUUAUAACAUCUGAUGUCUCCCGAUAUAUUGAAGACCCUGGUUUUGGGUAUGAGGACUUUGCCAGACGAGGAGAAGAACAUUUGCCAACAUUCCGAGCUCAGGACUAUACCUGGGAAAAUCAUGGGUUCUCCCUGGUGAACAGACUUUAUUCUGACAUUGGACAUCUUCUUGAUGAGAAGUUCCGCAUGGUCUACAAUCUCACCUAUAACACUAUGGCCUCCCAUGAGGAUGUUGAUACAACCACGCUGCGCAGAGCUUUAUUUAACUACGUUCACUGUAUGUUUGGAAUCAGGUAUGAUGACUAUGAUUAUGGAGAAGUUAAUCAAUUACUUGAACGAAGCCUGAAGGUUUACAUUAAGACAGUGACCUGCUAUCCGGAGAGAACCACCAAACGCAUGUACGAUAGUUACUGGCGUCAGUUCAAGCACUCAGAAAAGGUUCAUGUGAAUCUACUUCUAAUGGAAGCACGGAUGCAGGCUGAACUCCUUUAUGCGCUUCGUGCCAUAACUCGACAUUUGACCUGAUAGCAUCAUCACCCAGCGAACAUGUCAUACGUGUGGAAAGACCUUUUCACACAAGACACACAUCAGAAGCUGUUUGUGAUGUAGCAUCAAAAAUUUUUCAAUUCUCUAGUGGCAAAGUUUAGCCGUUCUUUCUGGCGGCUGUAAUGUGCAAUGACGUGUUUUCUUUUUCUUGAUGCUUAACAUUACUAACAAUUGCAAAAAUAAUACUGAGGAGCACUACUUUGCAUUGUUUUAUAGCUGGAUUUUUUGGAUACUGAUCAUAAAUCAUGAACUUGGUUUAUUAAUGCUUAACUUCAGCGCUUUGGGGUUUGUACGUAUGUGUAUUCUUUUCUUUCCUUUUUUUUUUUUUUUUUUUUUUGAGUAAGGAAAAAGCGCUUACAAUCUGCUCAAGCAAUUGUUUUUCAGCUAGUGGAAUUCAGCACAGAAUGACCUCCUCUGGCCAUUCUAAACUUUAAUGUUGUGUCCUAAAUCUGGUGGAGGAGAAGCAUGCGCUGUUGAACUAAGCUGCUCACAGGACACGUGUCUGUGUCCCCAGGAGAUUAUUUGUCAGGCACUGUUUGUGGGGGAUUUUUUUGUUUGUUUUUGGGUUUUUUUGUUUGUUUUUUGUUUUGUUUUGGUUUUGGUUUUUUUUACUGCUAUUGGCGAUAACGUGAAAUGUGAUACAGCCAUUGUCCAUAAUUUAAUGUGAAAUUAAUCAUGAUGAAUUCUAUAGCAUGCUACUGAAAUGCCAAAUUCAGCUGUUUUCUUUCUCUUCGGAAACACAAGUUUCCGUUUUCCAUAUCAGAUGUAUAUAUUAAAAGUGAAAUUAUGCACAA
Lontra canadensis (Northern American river otter) is the source of this 2594-nucleotide messenger RNA. RefSeq names its product sestrin 3 (gene SESN3). Gene Ontology annotation, biological process: cellular response to L-leucine; regulation of response to reactive oxygen species; negative regulation of TORC1 signaling. Gene Ontology annotation, molecular function: L-leucine binding; oxidoreductase activity, acting on peroxide as acceptor. Gene Ontology annotation, cellular component: nucleus. Lineage: Eukaryota; Metazoa; Chordata; Mammalia; Carnivora; Mustelidae. Bases 280 to 1779 code for a protein of 499 amino acids. The record is from RefSeq and is a predicted model, not a curated record. The transcript has 10 exons.